CCCUUCUCUCAAUCUUUGCCUGUAUCUUCUCACUCUCUUCCUUAUCCCUUCCAAUAUAAUUAAUAUUAUCCAUUGUCUCAUGCCUCAGCCCUUCUCUCACAUUUUGCCUGUAUCUUCUCAUUCCUUCCCUUAUCUGUUUCAAUAUAAUGAAUAUUCUACAUUAUCUCAUAUCUCAGCCCUUCUCUUUGCCUCUCAGCCACUCUUUGCCUGUAUCUUCCUAUUCUCUCCCUUAUCCUUUCUAGGAUUAUUCAUUAUUUCAUGUCUUUACUAUCUCUUGUUUUUUUUUCUUUAUCUUCUCAUUCUAUCCCUUAUCCUUUCCAAUAUUAAGUUCACCAAUUAUCUCUUGCCUCUGUUCUUAUCGUACCCUUUAUCCAUAUUCUCCUUUUAUUAUUUGUCUGUAUCUUCUCAUUCAUUCCCUUAUCCCUUGUACGAUACCGUUCAUAGUAUUUCUUUAUACUCCUUUUCUUUCACCUUCUCUCUCUUUUUCUUUAUUCUCCUUUUCUUUCACCUUCUCUCUCUUUUUCCUUUUUAUCGCAACCCCGAGAAAAUAGGGGCUCGUCCUAAAUAUAGCAUCUACAUCAGCAUCCUCUGCAAUGUCAACCACAAGUACUCUUCCUUCAACCUAGCAUCUACAUCAGCAUCCUCCUGCAAUGUAUCAAACACUAGUCCUCUUCCUUCAGAUAUAGCAUCUACAUCAGCAUCCACUCCUGCAAUGUCAACUACUAGUACUCUUCCUUCCAGAUAUAGCAUCUACAUCAGCAUCCACUCCUGCAAUCAUCUACAUCAGCAUCCCCCUGCAAUGUCAACCACUAGUCCUCUUCCUUCAGAUAUAGCAUCUACAUCAGCAUCCACUCCUGCAAUGUCAACUACUAGUACUCUUCCUUCAGAUAUAGCAUCUACAUCAGCAUCCACUCCUGCAAUGUCAACCACUAGUACUCUUCCUUCAGAUAUAGCAUCUACAUCCAGCAUCCACUCCUGCAAUUACUCUUCCUUCAGAUAUAGCAUCUCAUCAGCAUCCACUCCUGCAAUGUCAACUACUAGUACUCUUCCUUCAGAUAUAGCAUCGACAUCAGCAUCCACUCCUGCAAUGUCAAACACUAGUCCUCUUCCUUCAGAUAUAGCAUCUACAUCAGCAUCCACUCCUGCAAUGUCAACUACUAGUACUCUUCCUUCAGAUAUAGCAUCUACAUCAGCAUCCACUCCUGCAAUGUCAACUACUAGUACUCUUCCUUCAGAUAUAGCAUCUACAUCAGCAUCCACUCCUGCAAUGUCAACCACUAGUACUCUUCCAUCAGAUAUAGCAUCUACAUCAGCAUCCACUCCUGCAAUAUAUAGCAUCUACAUCAGCAUCCCUCCUGCAAUGUCAACCACUGUUACUCUUCCUUCAGAUAUAGCAUCUCCAUCCACUCCUGCAAUGUCAAACACUAGUCCUCUUCCUUCAGAUAUAGCAUCUACAUCAGCAUCCACUCCUGCAAUGUCAACUACUAGUACUCUUCCUUCAGAUAUAGCAUCUACAUCAGCAUCCACUCCUGCAAUGUCAACUACUAGUACUCUUCCCUUCAGAUAUAGCAUCUACAUCAUCAUCCACUCCUGCAAUUACUCUUCCUUCAGAUAUAGCAUCAGCAUCCCACUCCUGCAAUGUCAACUAUCCUCUUCCUUCAGAUAUAGCAUCUACAACCAUCCACUCCUGCAAUGUCAAACCACUAGUACUCUUCCUUCAGAUAUAGCAUCUACAUCAGCAUCCACUCCUGCAAUGUCAACUACUAGUACUCUUCCUUCAGAUAUAGCAUCUACAUCAGCAUCCACUCCUGCAAUGUCAACCACUAGUACUCUUCCUUCAGAUAUAGCAUCUACAUCAGCAUCCACUCCUGCAAUGUCACCACUACAUCUACAUCACCAUCACUCCUGCAAUGUCAACACUAGUCCUCUUCCUUCAGAUAUAGCAUCUCACAUAGCAUCCACUCCUGCAAUGUCAACUACUAGUCCUCUUCCUUCAGAUAUAGCAUCUACAUCAGCAUCCCUCCCUGCAAUGUCAACUACUAGUACUCUUCCUUCAGAUAUAGCAUCUACAUCAGCAUCCACUCCUGCAAUGUCAACCACUAGUACUCUUCCUUCAGAUAUAGCAUCUACAUCAGCAUCCACUCCUGCAAUGUCAACCACUAGUACUCUUCCUUCAGAUAUAGCAUCAUCACAUCCAGCAUCCGCUCCUGCAAUGUCAACAUCAGCACUAUGUACUCUUCCUUCAGAUAUAGCAUCUACAUCAGCAUCCACUCCUGCAAUGUCAAACACUAGUCCUCUUCCUUCAGAUAUAGCAUCUACAUCAGCAUCCACUCCUGCAAUGUCAAACACUAGUACUCUUCCUUCAGAUAUAGCAUCUACAUCAUCAGCAUCCACUCCUGCAAUGUCAACUACUAGUACUCUUCCUUCAGAUAUAGCAUCUACAUCAGCAUCCACUCCUGCAAUGUCAACCACUAAUAUAGCAUCUACAUCAGCAUCCACUCCUGCAAUGUCAACCACUAGUACUCUUCCUUCAGAUAUAGCAUCUACAUCAGCAUCCCUCCUGCAAUGUCAAACACUCAGUCCUCUUCCUUCAGAUAUAGCAUCUACAUCAGCAUCCACUCCUGCAAUGUCAACCACUAGUACUCUUCCUUCAGAUAUAGCAUCUACAUCAGCAUCCACUCCUGCAAUGUCAACCACUAGUCCUCUUCCUUCAGAUCUAGCAUCUACAUCAGCAUCUCCUGCAAUAUAUAGCAUCUACAUCAGCAUCCCUCCUGCAAUGUCAACCACUAGUACUCUUCCUUCAGAUAUAGCAUCCACAUCAGCAUCCACUCCUGCAAUGUCAGCCACCAAUAUAGCAUCUACAUCAACAUCCACUCCUGCAAUGUCAACCACUAGUCCUCUUCCUUCAGAUAUAGCAUCUACAUCAGCAUCCACUCCUGCAAUGUCAACCACUAGUACUCUUCCUUCAGAUAUAGCAUCUACAUCAGCAUCCACUCCUGCAAUGUCGGCCACUGGUACUCUUCCUUCAGAUAUAGCAUCUACAUCAGCAUCCACUCCUGCAAUGUCAACCACUAGUACUCUUCCUUCCAUCUACAUCGGCAUCCACUCCUGCAAUUACUCUUCCUUCCAGAUCCACAUCUACAUCCAGCAUCCCACUCCUGCAAUGUCAAACACUAGUCCUCUUCCUUCAGAUAUAGCAUCUACACUGGCAUCCACUCCUGCAAUGUCAACCACUAGUACUCUUCCUUCAGAUAUAGCAUCUACAUCACAUCCCUCCUGCAAUGUCAAACACCAAUAUAGCAUCUACAUCAGCAUCCACUCUGCAAUGUCAACCACUAGUCCUCUUCCUUCAGAUAUAGCAUCUACAUCAGCAUCCACUCCUGCAAUGUCAACUACUAGUACUCUUCCUUCAGAUAUAGCAUCUACAUCAGCAUCCACUCCUGCAAUGUCAACCACUAGUCCCUCUUCCUUGAAUACUAGCCUCUACAUCAGCAUCCACUCCUGCAAUCAUCUACAUCAGCAUCCUCUGCAAAUGUCAGUUACUAGUCCUCUUUCCUUCAGAUAUAGCAUCUACAUCAGCAUCCACUCCUGCAAUGUCAACCACCAGUCUCUUCCUUCAGAUCUAGCAUCUACAUCAGCAUCCACUCCCGCAAUAUAUAGCAUCCACAUCCAGCAUCCACUCCUGCAAUGUUCCCUUCCUUCAGAUCCAUCUACAUCAGCAUCCACCCUGCCUUCAGACCAGUCCUCUUCCUUCGAUUCAGCAUCAUCAGCAUCCCUCCUGCAAAUGUCAGCCACUAGUCCUCUUCCUUCAGAUAUAACAUUUACAUCAGCAUCCACUCCUGCAAUAUCUAGCAUCUACAUCAGCAUCCCACAUCCUGCAAUGUCAGCCAUUACAGAUAUAAAGUCUCUUCCUUCAAAUAUAGCAUCUACAUCAGCAUCCACUCCUGCAAUGUCAACCACUAGUCCUCUUCCUUCAGAUAUAGCAUCUACAUCAGCAUCCACUCCUGCAAUGUCAGCCCAUCAGUCCUCUUCCUUCAGAUAUAGCAUCUACAUCAGCAUCCCUCCCUGCAAUGUCAACCACUAG
Acanthosepion pharaonis is the source of this 4084-nucleotide messenger RNA. The record is from the annotation of a GenBank genome assembly. Lineage: Eukaryota; Metazoa; Mollusca; Cephalopoda; Sepiida; Sepiidae.